Molecule: messenger RNA, 1854 nt
Organism: Coniosporium apollinis CBS 100218
Lineage: Eukaryota; Fungi; Ascomycota; Dothideomycetes
Exons: 2
Coding region: 1-1854 (617 amino acids)
Source: RefSeq, a predicted model, not a curated record
AUGGCCGCCCAAAUUAGCAAUGGCACCCCCAACGGUAGCAAUUCCGGCUACACCCUCCGCGACCUCCCCAAAUCCAACGUCUUCACCACCAACCUUCCCCCCGACCCCGCCUUCCCGACCCCCGAAAAGUCCCACGCGGCACCACGCAACGCGCUGGGCCCGCGCCUGGUAAAGAACGCGCUUUACACCUUCGUCCGGCCCGAGCCGACCAAAGACCCCGAGCUCCUGGCCGUCAGCCCCGCCGCGGUGCGCGACCUGCACCUCAAGCCGGAUAUUGAGAACGAUCCUGACUUUCUCGCCACCGUGUCCGGGAACAAGAUCAUCAGCUGGGACCUCGAGAGCGACGAGGGGAUUUAUCCGUGGGCGCAAUGUUACGGCGGGUACCAGUUUGGACAAUGGGCGGGCCAGCUCGGCGACGGGAGGGCCAUCUCGCUGUUCGAGACGACGCCGGAUCCGAAGACGGGGGUGAGGUAUGAGCUCCAGCUUAAGGGCGCGGGAAAGACGCCGUACUCGCGCUUUGCGGACGGGAAGGCUGUGCUGAGGAGCUCGAUCCGCGAGUUUGUGGUGAGCGAGCAUCUCAAUGCGCUGGGUAUACCGUCUACGCGGGCGCUGUCACUGGUGCUGGCGCCCAAGGCGAGGGUGAUGCGCGAGCGCAUCGAGCCGGGGGCUAUUGUGUGCCGCUUCGCGCAGAGCUGGAUCAGACUCGGGACGUUUGACCUGCCGCGGUCGAGGGGCGACCGUAAGACGCUGCGGCAUCUGAGCACCUAUGUCGCCGAGCACGUGUUUCAGGGGUGGGAGAGCCUGCCCGGCGCGUUUGAUGCGGAGAGCCCGCUUGAAGUCUCGCGCGGCAUCCCCAAGGACGAGAUCAUUGGCGAGGGCAAGGACGCCCAGAAUAGAUUCAGCCGCCUCUACCGCGAAGUCUGCCGGCGCAACGCCAAAACUGUUGCUGCGUGGCAGGCAUAUGGUUUCAUGAAUGGCGUGCUGAAUACUGACAACACCUCGAUCUUCGGGCUGAGCAUCGACUUCGGCCCGUUCGCGUUCAUGGACGCGUUUGACCCGACGUACACGCCUAAUCACGAUGAUCACAUGCUGCGGUACAGCUACCGCAACCAGCCGACCAUCAUAUGGUGGAAUCUCGUACGGCUGGGUGAGGCGCUUGGUGAGCUCAUCGGUGCAGGCGCGAAGUGCGAUGAUGAGACGUUCGUGCAUGAGGGUGUCCAGAAAGACUACGUUGAUGAGUUGGUGGCAAGGGCGGAGAACCUCAUCGAGAAGGCUGGAGAGGAAUUCAAGACUGUAUUCAUGGCGGAAUACAAGCGGCUGAUGACGAAGAGGUUCGGGCUCAGGGAGUUCAAGGAGAGCGAUUUCGAUGCGCUGUACUCGGAGUGGCUAGACACGCUGCAGGCGCAUGAGUUGGACUUCAACCAUUCGUUCAGGAGGUUGGGAAGCGUCAAGCUCGAGGAGAUAGACACCGACGAGAAGAGGAAAGAAGUUGCUGGUCGGUUCUUCCAUCAGCUCGGGGUCGAGGGAGGCGAAGAUAAGGCGAGAGAGCGGAUCGCGAAGUGGCUUGAGAAAUGGCGUGCGAGAGCGCUCGAAGACUGGGGUGAGGGCAACGAUGAAGAAAGGGCGGAAGCGAUGAGAAAGGUUAAUCCGAACUUCGUGGCGCGCUCAUGGAUCCUGGACGAGUUGAUCCAGCGUGUGGAACACAAGGGCGAGCGCGAUAUCUUGAAGGACAUCAUGAAGAUGGCCUUGAAUCCUUUUGAAGAAGAGUGGGGAUGGAACAAGGACGAGGAGGAACGGUUCUGCGGCGACGUGCCAAAAAGCUGUGGCCUGAUGCAGUGCAGCUGUAGCUCGUAA